AUGGAGCUUGAAACUGGUAUUAAGACUGGCAGAGAAUCACCCAAGCUCACCAUUGUGUUAACUGGUGAUACAAAUACUAUUGAGAUUGGGCCAAAAAACAUCUUACUUGAUUAUGAUGACAAAACCAAUGUUAAAAAGUUUUCAUCCAGGCUGUAUGAUAUGUGUGGUCGGCAUAUCACUGUCAUUAACAUGCUUGGUUUCCAAAAGACUGAUGAAAUCCCACUAAACCAGGGAAUUCAUGCCAUUCUCUUACUGUUACCAUAUGGUCGGCAUAACCACCAUUACAGCUCAGGGAUUCAAUGGUUAGAAAAAGCUUUUGGGAAAAAAUGUUUGUCUUUUGUCAUGACAGUUGUGACUCAUGACUCAAAUGAAAAAUGUGAAAGUGCACUGGCAGACCUGAAAGCUAACUGCACCUUUGCUGAAAAAAGAUACCACACAUGCACAAGAAGCAUGAUGGAUGCAAAUGAGAUAAUAAAUCUGUUAGAGAAAAUCAAUGUCAUGGUCUCUGAAAACAGUCCCCACUGUGCCAUUAAAGUGGUGGGUGAUGAAGAUGAGAGAGAGCAUUUGGAUCAAAAUGCCAACAGAGAGGAGGAAAUUGGGAUCAAUUCUUCUGUUUUUCUGAAAAAUCAAAAAGGUAAGAUUUUAUUGUGA
Messenger RNA from Neolamprologus brichardi, 651 nucleotides. The record is from RefSeq and is a predicted model, not a curated record. NCBI's taxonomy places the organism in Eukaryota, Metazoa, Chordata, Actinopteri, Cichliformes, Cichlidae.